CUGCUCCUCUGGGGUCUGCUCCUUUCCUGAUGGGAUGGGCAGGGUUUUCUGACUCACUAUUUUGUAGUAGCCUGGGAUUCCCCCAGAUGCCUAAACUGCUGGUGGGAGAAUCGCCUCCUUCUUCAGAGAAAGCAUCCUUGACUGAGAUGCAGAAAACCUGCUAGUAGAAAUUAUGGUCUCACGUAGUGACUCAUGCUGCUAAAACACUGUUAAAUAUCAAGAACCACAGAAUAAUAGAAUCAUAUAAUAGUUUGGGUUGGAAGAGACCUUCAAAGGUCAUCUAGUCCAACCCCCACGAGCUGCCUUAAUACAGCUUAUGUUCUGAAGUUCUUAUGCCACACAUUUCCCAUGUCUGAAUUCUACAUAUUAUAGAAGAGGCAUAUAGUGAAGGAAGAAGAAAACAAAACAACAGAUUGUUUAAGUUAAAACAGCUUCUGCCAUCCUGUAGUCUAGUACUGGGCUGAUUGCUCACUCAACCAGUACAGUUAUCCAUGGACUCCUGUGGUUGCCCAAGAUUAGCCUGACACACCUGAUGACCUCUUCUUUCCAUACUAACAAAUGUAAGACAAUCAAUAUACUGGUUUCUAUCUGGUAAUAAAACAUCACAUAUAUCAGUUUAUGCAACAUAUGAAUGUGACUGGCAAAGUCCCAUAGCACAUGUCCCAGCAGUUUAUGCUACAGUUAGAGGAAAGUUGAAAGAAAGAAGAAAAAGGAACAUUUCCAGGCAGAGAAGGAAAUGGGCAGGGCAUGAUGAGCAAGAAAAAAGGCCCAAUAUUUCUUUCCCCACCCCAGACUUACCCAUAUAAAUAGUGAGAGAAUUAUUUCCCCAGCUCACUGGCUGCCGCUCAUUUGCUGCAUCUCCCUGGAACCUUGCACCAUCCCUCUGUGAUGUGGGCAAAGACAAUUACAGGAGAUUUUGCCAAUGUCAUUCAUGGUUUGAAUGCAAACCACUUGACAGACCAAGUCAUUCAGAGAAGCAAGCGAAUGAUUCUCGAUACUCUUGGAGUGGGGCUUCUGGGUACCAACACUGAGGUCUGCCACAAAGUGACACAAUACAGCAAGAUCUACAGCUCAGAGACAUCCAGUACCAUCUGGGGCCACUUGGAUUUCCGACUGCCUCCUCUGUAUGCAGCUUUUGUGAAUGGAGUGGCUGUGCACUCAAUGGAUUUUGACGACACAUGGCAUCCUGCCACACACCCAUCUGGGGCUGUACUUCCUGCUGUGAUUGCACUCUCAGAGGCCUUUCCUCAGAAGAAAAAAAUCUCAGGUCUUGAUCUGCUCUUAGCUUUCAAUGUGGGAAUCGAAGUGCAAGGCCGGCUGCUGCGCUUCUCCAGCGAAGCCAGGAAUAUCCCAAAAAGGUUUCACCCACCUACUGUGGUUGGUACAAUGGGGAGUGCAGCAGCUUGUGCCAAACUGCUAGCUCUUGACCAACUGCAAUGUAAAAACACCUUGGCUAUCGCUGCCUCCUAUGCAGGUGCCCCACUGGCUAACGCAGCAACCCAAACGAAGCCCCUCCAUGUUGGCAAUGCUGCCAAGCAUGGACUGGAAGCAGCUUGCUUAGCAUCACAGGGCCUUCAAGGAAACAAGCAGAUCUUGGAUAUGGAGUCCGGGAUAGGUGCCUUUUAUACAGAUUACAACCCACAGACUCUGCCAACCUUGCACUCCUAUCCAUGGCUGUUGGACCAGCAAGACGUUGCCAUUAAACGCUUUCCUGCUCACCUGGGAACACACUGGGUGGCUGAUGCAGCAUCUUCUGUUAGGAGGAAGCUUGUGGAGAGCAACAACUUGCUCCCCCUUGAUAAAAUUGAGAAAGUCAUUCUCAGAGUCCCAGACGUCAAAUACGUGAACAGAGCCAGCCCUACCUCAGAGCAUGAAGCUCGACACUCCUUCCAGUUUGUUGCGUGCUCUUCUUUGCUGGACGGCAGCAUGUCGGUCCAGUCCUUCACCAGUGAGAACAUUCACCGGCCGGCCUUGCAGGAGCUCCUCUGCAAAACGCAACUGGAGCACCCUCCUGAUAACACACCUAGCUUUGAGAGUCUUUACUGCGAAGUGAGCGUCAUGCUUCAGGAUGGCAACAUGAUUAGUGACCGCUGCGACACAUUCUAUGGGCACUGGAGGAAACCCCUGAAAAAGGAGGACUUGGAGAAAAAAUUUCAGUCCAAUGUCUCCAGCACCCUGCCUGCAGAAGCCACAGAAGGCAUCAUAGAGACCGUGUACAAUCUGGAAAAAGUAGAGGACUGUUCUGUGUUAAGUACAUUUUUAUCAGGACAGGCAGCUAGAGCUCUUCUGGAGAAGCUGCGCUUCCUUUGACUGCUUGAGCCAACAGCAAGACUGUUCACAAGGCAAACACAAAAUUCAGGACAAACUCUUAUUUAGUGACUCAAGCACUUUUGAACAAGACUCCUGUAACACAAGAGCCACACUCAGUCAAAUACCGUGGGUUUUGACUAAGUAAGCUAGUGAUUAUGCACACAGCCCAGGCUGAAUAGAAAAUCCUCUGCUGGCAUGAUUGGUGGCACUUCCAUUAUCUUUAUACCUCUAGAGGCAGAGCACUGCUUGUGCAUGACACAAAAAUGUGUCCACUCUGCUGCCAAAAGCAUCUGUAUAUUCUGCUUCUGCUAAGUAAAUCCAUACAGGAACUU
This is a messenger RNA of Neopsephotus bourkii (Bourke's parrot), 2642 nucleotides long. RefSeq names its product aconitate decarboxylase 1 (gene ACOD1). Bases 889 to 2310 code for a protein of 473 amino acids. The transcript has 5 exons. Gene Ontology annotation, molecular function: lyase activity. The record is from RefSeq and is a predicted model, not a curated record. Lineage: Eukaryota; Metazoa; Chordata; Aves; Psittaciformes; Psittacidae.